This is a messenger RNA of Stylophora pistillata, 1767 nucleotides long. RefSeq lists its product as uncharacterized. NCBI's taxonomy places the organism in Eukaryota, Metazoa, Cnidaria, Anthozoa, Scleractinia, Pocilloporidae. Gene Ontology annotation, molecular function: catalytic activity. The record is from RefSeq and is a predicted model, not a curated record.
AUCUUUAUGGUUGGCCGCUCGCUCGCCCAUCUUGGCGUAACGACGGCGUUAACCUUGUAGCAGAACAACUUAUCGAGUGCUGUUCUAGAUAACACUAGUCAGUUCAGUCUUAUUAUUAAGUGGCGUUCCCGAAAGAUGAAAUCAACGUACAAGGAAAAAGUGGUAAAACCACCAAGCACUGCUCAACUUACCAAAAUAGCUGCUGAGUUGGGUUACGACUUAGGAGGGGCUGAUAUUCAAGAAUUUAAAGACGUUAUUGAUGACUCGCUACUAGCAACAUAUCAAAGGUUUAAUGAGAUACCUGAUCCCAAACUACCUGUAAAAUACCCGCGAACGCCUGGGUAUCGACCGACCGGGCCCAAGGACAAUCCUUAUAACGCAUGGUACUGUCGCUGUGACAUCCCUGGCGCUCCAAACGGAAACCUUCACGGUAAAACGAUCGCCAUCAAGGACUGCAUCUGUGUUGCGGGUGUUCCCAUGAUGAUGGGCUCCCAGAUAUUGGAAGGUUAUAUCCCGGAUGUCGACGCUACCGUGGUGACAAGGAUACUGGAUGCCGGUGGUCACAUUACUGGGAAGGCUGUUUGCGAGAAUCUAUGCAACAGUGGAGGCAGCUUUAACGCAGCCACUGGUCCUGUAGUUCACCCCCUUGAUGAGACCAGGAUGACGGGAGGAUCUUCUUCAGGGUGUGCUGCUUUGGUGACAGGAGGUCACGUGGACAUGGCGGUAGGUGCUGAUCAAGGUGGCUCUGUUCGUAAUCCAGCGGGGCGCUGUGGCAUUGUGGGGUUGAAGCCUACUCUGGGUCUCAUUCCAUAUACGGGUGUCGUACCUAUGGAAUUCAGCCUUGAUCACGUGGGGUUGAUGGCAAGAACUGUGCACGAUGUAGCGUUAUUACUUGAGGUUACAGCUGGCUCAGACGAUGGCCUAGAUUAUCGCCAACCACAUGGACUGCGGCCAGAAACUUACGUAAAUCAGCUUACGAGUGAAAUAUCCCACCUUCGACUCGGACUUCUCACAGAGGGCUUUUCUCGUCCACAGUCUGAGCCCGAUGUUGACGAAUGCAUCAAAAAGGCCGCUAAACGGCUGGCUACAGAAACGCGUGCGACUUUACAAGAUGUCUCUGUUCCGAUGCAUUUGGAUGCAACUGUUAUUUAUGACGCUUUCACCGAAGGAGGACUCUGGCCUAACAGAUUUUUUGAGACAAACGGCUAUCAGGUGACCAGUCUCCAAAAAUGGUUUGCACAGGGACUGAAAACUCGUGCAAAUGAUCUCAGUGCCGACUAUAAAGUCACAGCUAUCAAAGGAAGAUACUUACAAAGUAAUUAUAACGACGAGUUUUACUUUAAGGCACGCAAUCUAGCGUGGAAACUAAGGGAAGUGUUUGACGAGGUACUGACCAAAGUCGACGUGUUGAUAAUGCCUACCAAUCCGAAAAAAGCCAGACCACUACCGCCUCCAAAUAUAUCUCUACGAGAAUAUAUGACAUGCUGCAGCGAGAACUACAUAAAUACGUGCACCUUUAAUAUGACGGGUCACCCAGCCCUGUCAAUCAACGCCGGCGUCAGUGAUGGCUUACCGGUCGGUAUGAUGAUUGUGGGAAGAAAGUUUGAUGAGGCCACUGUUCUUAAUGUCGGCUAUGCUUAUGAGAAGAUCAGAAAAAUGUAGAUGAUUGAACGCACUUCUGUUUUCUGAUCUCAACGUUGCUAUGGUUUCUGUAAUGUAUUAGCCCAAGGUCCAGUAAACAAGACAAGAUUGGUUAGACAAGAUCAA